Sorex araneus (European shrew) is the source of this 13192-nucleotide messenger RNA. RefSeq names its product fucosyltransferase 9 (gene FUT9). Gene Ontology annotation, cellular component: membrane. NCBI's taxonomy places the organism in Eukaryota, Metazoa, Chordata, Mammalia, Eulipotyphla, Soricidae. The coding region runs from base 679 to 1758 and encodes 359 amino acids. The record is from RefSeq and is a predicted model, not a curated record. Gene Ontology annotation, molecular function: alpha-(1->3)-fucosyltransferase activity. The transcript is spliced from 5 exons.
CAGCAGCGCGGCCGCCGCCGGAGCCGCGCGAGCCGAGCGGGCGAUGGGCAGAGAGCGCGCGGCGCGCAGCAGCUCCGCAUCCAGCGCCCUCCCGCUCCGCAGCUCCCCGCGCCCCCGCCGCUUCCGUCGCCGCCGCCCGGGGGUCCCCCGGUCCGGGUCCCGCUCCUAGGACGCCGCCGCCCCCGCCGGCCGGCCCUGCCCGCCGCCUGCUGCCUUGCAGCCCCGUGGCCAUCCCGGAUGGCGCUUUCUUCCCAGGCUCGGUUUAGAAUGCAGUAACUUAAGAAUUAUUUACUACCGUGGAAUAAUUUAAGACCUAUCUCUGAGCAUUCCAUGAUAUGUCCUCUAUACUGGUCCCACCCAGAAUUGCUCAGGAGUUACUCCUGACUCUGCACUCAAGGAUCGCUCCUGACUGGACCUGGUGAACCAUAUGUGAUGCCAGGAAUUGAGUCCAGAUGAACUGUGUGCAAAGCAAGCACCCUACCAGCCGUACUCUCGUUCUGGGCCCAUAGGCACCAUUUAUUCUUGCAAACGUUUAAUACAUCCUCAUGAGGCAUCUAUGGGUGGCAGUUUGAUAGCCUUUUAUCAUCUCAUAUAAUAAUGGAUGUGCUUGAGAGAAGGAUAUUCCCCACGGUGUAGGUGUACAAUACUGAAGCAGUAAACACGGUACAAUAAAAAAUUAUGACAUCAGCAUCCAAAGGAAUUCUCCGCCCAUUUUUAAUCGUCUGCAUUAUCCUGGGCUGCUUCAUGGCAUGUCUGCUCAUUUAUAUCAAACCCACCAACAGCUGGAUCUUCAGUCCCAUGGAGUCAGCCAGCUCGAUGCUGAAACUGAAAAAGUUAUUCUCCACCAAAACGUAUUAUUUUAACGAAACUGUUAUUCUGAUUUGGUUGUGGCCAUUUGGACAAACCUUUGACCUUACGUCUUGCCAAGCAAUGUUCAACAUCCAAGGAUGCCAUCUCACCACAGACCGUUCCCUGUACAACAGAGCUCAUGCAGUUCUUAUCCAUCACCGAGACAUCAGCUGGGAUCUCACUAAUUUACCUCAGCAGGCUAGACCACCCUUCCAGAAGUGGAUUUGGAUGAAUUUGGAAUCACCAACUCAUACGCCUCAAAAGAGUGGCAUUGAGCACCUGUUCAACCUGACUCUGACUUACCGUCGUGAUUCAGAUAUCCAAGUGCCUUACGGCUUUUUGAUGGUCAACACAAAUCCUUUUGUGUUUGAAGUGCCAAGCAAAGAGAAGUUAGUCUGCUGGGUUGUAAGUAACUGGAACCCUGAGCAUGCCAGGGUCAAAUAUUACAAUGAGCUAAGCAAAAGUAUUGAAAUUCAUACCUAUGGGCAAGCAUUUGGAGAGUAUGUGAAUAAUAAAAAUUUAAUUCCUACCAUAUCUACUUGCAAAUUUUAUCUUUCUUUUGAAAACUCAAUCCACAAAGAUUACAUCACAGAAAAGCUCUACAAUGCUUUUCGGGCUGGCUCUGUACCUGUUGUUCUGGGGCCAUCUAGGGAAAACUAUGAGAAUUAUAUUCCAGCAGAUUCAUUCAUUCAUGUGGAAGAUUAUAACUCUCCCAGUGAGCUAGCAAAUUAUCUGAAAGAAGUUGACAAAGACAAUAAAUUAUAUCUUAGUUACUUUAAUUGGAGGAAAGAUUUCACAGUAUCUCUUCCACGAUUUUGGGAAUCACAUGCAUGCUUGGCUUGUGAUCAUGUAAAAAGGCACCAAGAAUAUAAAUCUGUGGGUAAUUUAGAAAAAUGGUUUUGGAAUUAAGAUUUUACAUCAUUUGCACACUUGGCAAAUUAUUUUGAAGAGAUAUCCAAAUUUUGAGGAUGAAAAGAAAGACAGUCUGCUUUUCUGCCACAAUUUAUUUUUGAUCACUCUCUUGGGUAACAUGUAUAUUUUGAUGGAGACUUUUUAAGAGCUCAUCAUUAGCAAUCACUCUUGAUUUUAAAUUAUCCUGUAUAUACCUAAUUAUGUAUUUAUUCUUUAAAGUCAUUUGUAAAAAAUUGUUAUUUCACAUUUUUCUAGUUGUUCAUAAUGUAAGUUUGUGAUACAUCUGUUGUUCCCACAUUGAUCAACUGGUCUAUCUAUUGAGAAGAAAUAAUGAUGCAUAUCUUAAAAUAUAAAAUAUUUUCACUAAACAUUACAGUCGCUGGCUCCAAGUUUACAUAAUGUAGCACUGUUGUCCCGUUGUUCAUCGAAUUGCUUGAGCGGGCACCAGUAACAUCUCUAUUGUGAGACUUGUUACUGUUUUUGGCAUAUCGAAUACAUAAUGUAACAGAGGAAAAUUGUAUGUUAUUGAAUUUAACGUCUGACUUCUGAGUUGAACAAACUGUAUAACCAUGUGUAUUUGAUCUGUUUCUACCUGUUUAUUACAUUUGUGAAGGCAGAAGUGUUCAUGUAGUGAAUAAGAUAGAUUGUAAAGCAGAACCGUUUUACUCAGGAUGUUAUUAAACUUCCCUUUGAUUUUUAUUUAGAUGACUUGCAGGGACUUGUUCUCCUGAUCUAAACUAAGUUUUUCAAGCAUUUGAAUACCCAAUUUGCUGUAGUUUUCAGUAAGUGGGAAGCAAUCCUAAUAACACUUAAGAACAUUUAAUACAGCUCCCUUUUUUGUCAUAGUAAUACUAUGUAAUAAAACUAAUGAUUUCCUCAAAUAUCAAAGCAAAAGUAUAUAUAGAAAUAUGUCAAUUAAAAUGGUACAUUUAUAUACAACUUUAAUUACAUAUAAAUUGCAUUUUCCCCCAGAAGUCCCAGAUUUAUACAAAUCUCAUUUUACCUUAUGAGAAAAUAAAUAGGCCUUGUUCUAUCAUAUCAAGAGCCUAGGCAAAAUCGUCAUAAAGACAUUAGAUAUAAGGUGUUAAAAAUAACAAAGUGUGGAACCGGAGCGAUAGCACAGCAAGUAGGGCAUUUGCCUUGCACACGGCCGACCUGGGUUCGAUCCCCGGCAUCCCAUAUGGUCCCCCAAGCACUGCCAGGAGCAAUUCCUGAGUGCAAAGCCAGAGUAACCCCUGAACAUCGCUGGAUGUGACCCAAAAAGCAAAAAAAAAAAAUAACAAAGUGAAAAAUUAUAAGAAGCAUACAUAAGAAACAAACAAGCUAAUAGAGAGUAAAGUUGUAAUUUGUUGAGUGAAAAAUGAAUUACAUUGAAUUUCUGGGGAUAUUUUUGUUUGUUUCAAUUGAGUGACAAUUUUAGCCCAAAGAAAAUAGCAAUAUGCUGUUUUACAAAAAUUUCAAUUCAGCAAUUAUGUAAUUUAGUAAUUUGUAUACAGCAUAUAUGGCCAUGGCUUUGGGACCUUGCAGAACCAAAAUUAGCUUACUAUCAGACUAAGUUUAAGGAUAAUUUAUCCCUUAACUUAUUGCUUUGGAACAUUUUUCUUAAGAUUAAGACUUGGAUACAAGAGUAGAUCAAUAGGUAAGAAAAGAUGGGAUACUGGACAUUCUUCAAGGAAAGCAUCACUUCAGAAAAUCUUUAAUAAUUCUGUUUAAUUUUUGUCAUAAACCAUAAAACAGGGCAUUUGAUGACAUUCAUUUAGAUCAAUUGGUGAUUCUGGUUGUUUUAUUCUUAAAUUUUCACACCAAUAGAAUCCACACCAACAGUUCUCUGCAAAAAAGAGAAGUUAUAGUGAGGUGAACUUCAAUUCAGUAAGAAGGAAAUAUGUGCAAAAACUCAGACCACCAGGUGAGAGAAUGAACUUUCUGAAUCACUGGAAGUACCUGAGCAGAGGAAGAUCAUCACAUUGCUUGCUUGAUCCUGAAGUUUGUUUCUUUACCCAGGUUGAACUGAAUAUUGUGUGAGGCAAUGUCCAGUUGGAGAUAAAGAUGAGCAAGGAACUAUCACUGCCUUAAAGUAUCUUAUAAUUAAGUGCAGAGAUACAAAAAUCCUGCCAUUGGAGUCAGCGUUUAUUUACAACAUAACUUCAGUGGAGUUGAAACAAAUCACCACUAAUUUAACGAAAAUAGAGCAAAUGCUCCAAAUUUGAAAUGCGAACUUUGUUUUCUGAUUUAGCACAAUAUAGAUUCCCCUCAUACUAUAAAAUCUAAUCACAUUGCAUCAGGAAAUAGUAUAUCUAUGUGAAUUCCCUCCUAGAUUCCCCAGUUUCCUAGAUAGAAAAGAUUUCCAUAGGCAUAUAAUUUAUCAUGCUAAAAAUAAUCAACUUCACACAAUGAUAGAUUUAAUUCUAUCACCUAUAAAGUACAUGGAAUCCUUUCUCUAUAAAGUGUAGACAACUUAAUGAAGAUGCAUAGCUUGCAAGUUUACAAAAUAACUGCAUUUUUUAAAAGUAGAAAAAUAUGCAGUGUCUUGACAACCUCCUCUUCUAUGGAAGGUUCUGAUACUGUCAAAGAAUUUCUAAAACCUGAAGUCAUCACCCAUAUUGCCAAUUACAGCUCUGCACUCUCUUUUAUAUGUUGAAUAUAGUACAUCUAAUGAGAAGUCAAAGCAACAAUACAAAGUCACCAGUUAGUACAUCAGUAUAUUGAAAACCCAUUACCAAGUACCAGAAAAAUAAAUACUUAUAAUUUGGAAUGCAAACAUGAGUCAACUGAGUUCUUCAAUUCCAGGCUCAUUAAUCUGUAGUUUAAGGGCUGCGAAAAAUUUUAUAGCAGUGUUUAGAAAUCAAUCUCUUCAGCCUACUUUUAAAUUAACUAGAUGCAGAAAUAAUAUUUAGUCAAUAAUUUUGUUUCAGUGCAUGUGUGCGCACCCACACACACAUUUUUAAUGACAUAGCUAAGUUUAAAAUUUAAGUGAAACAUGUUUUCUAAACCUGCAUUAAUUUUCAUGCUGUUUUCAUCUUCCCUAGAAAGAACCAAAAUUUCUAAAUCUAUUAAUGGCUUAUUGGUAUUGGGGCUUAAUGAACAGUAUAUUGUAUGUGGAAACACUUUCUCUUUAGAAAAGUUACACAGUAAACAGAACCUUGAUUUUGUUAGCAAUCCCUCAGAUUAAAUAUUUUAGAGUUAUACUUUAGAGAUAGAAAUAGGUUUUCACUGUAAUAAAGUGAAAUGCAACUCUCAAUAUGGAAUCUGGGGCUUAGCCACUCCUUUAGUAAAUCUGGGAGUCUAAUUUGUUUUAAGAAUAUCUCAUGGUGAAAGAUGUUAAUUCUACAAAAUUGUCUUGCUGUUGAUUAUAAAUGAGAAUUAGUAUGUCUAGGAUAUAUCAUAGAUGUUAAGCGACAAUAAGCCAUUAUAAAGUUUUAUUUCAAGCUAGCAAAAAUUGGUAGUACCUUAAUGUCUGGUUAUUUAAGUGUAAUUGUUGUAGGUACAGGCCUACUCUAGUAACGGUAUAUAAAUGUUAAUUUUAUAAACAUCAUUAUUAUGAGUGUAUACUGAAUUUUUUAUAUUCAGCAAAUACUGCACUGAAAAAAGUUAUGAUAGUCAUCUUUAUGACAUGUAAGUUUGCUGCAGUAAACUAGAGAUUUUUUUAAGUAGAAAAAUUUUUACAACUCUAGUAGGUAACCAAUUAUCUGCUUUAAAGUUUCUUAUCUACUAUGUAAAUUCUCAUAAUUCUAGAAUAUGUGUAAAUAAUUUGUGUUAAAAGGGCUAGGAAAAUGAAGAACAAAUUAUGUGUAGAGUGAGGGAAUAUUCAGGAAUUGUUGAGUCUUUAAAUCCUUUCCUCUGAGCUAAAAAGAUAAUACUGAGAGUAAGGCACUUGUUUUGUAUGUGCCUCAUUCACAGUACUACAUGGUAAAUCUAGAUUUGUUCCCCAGUACUCCAUGUGGUCCUGAGAAUCACCUGAAAUGAUCUCUGAGUACUCAAAACAAAGAAACAAAAACAAACAAAAGUAGAUUUUUGCCACCAAUUAGAUGUUAAAUGCAUAAAUACAAAAAGGUAGAAAACUAUACUAUUGAUACUAUUUUGCAUGCAUUUUCAGACUAGUUUCCAUAAGUCUUAAGUCAUUGUCUAGACCAAGUUUUUUAUAAAGUAAUAUUUCAAGUAAGACUUAGAUUCUAACAUUAAAAUAUUGUAUUCAACCAUAUGUUUUAGUUCUUUCUCUUGUUUCUCUCUCCUCUCAUAUUCUCUCUAUCCUCUCUGUCUCUCUCUGUCUCUGUCUCUGUCUCUGUCUCUCUCUCUCUCUCUCUUUCUCUCUUUCUCUCUCUCUUAGGCUAUAUCUGGCAUUGCUCAGGACUGACAUGUUACUCGGGAGACCAUGUGACCAUGUGGUGCUGGGGAUCAGAUCUGAGAGUAUGUUUGCAAAGCGUGUCCUCCAUUUCUUUGACCUCUCACAUUUAUCCCUGAAAAACUCUUUAACAAAUCAAUCAUAAUCAAAUUGAAAAAUAUCAUGAACUUCAGAAUCUAAAACAUAAGCACACUAUCAUAUAGAAAAGUGAUUUCAAUAGAUACCCUUUCAUUAAUUAUAAAAACAGUUUUAGAAGUCAGGUGAGAUAUGAUUUACCAAAAGAACAGUUCUAGGUUAUUGCUUCAAGUUAACAAUGAUGUUUUACAUUUAUUUUAUUCUUUUAUUUGUGCCUGGGUACAAAAUAAAGGUUGUUUAUGUGCUUUUAGAUUUAUUGCAGACUAAAACCUUUGAAAGAAUAUUGCAAGAAAGAUUAAAAGUGAUUUUGGGGACAUGUUAAUAUUCUAUCCGAGUAUUAACUUACCAACAUUUUUAAUAAGAAAGAACCAAGUAUUUACAAAGAAUAUAAAGUUCAAGCACUGUGAAUGGCACCUAUUUACUAGCAAACAAAGCAUAAAGAGAAAUACUGUUUCUUUCCCCACUAACUAGACUCUUUUGGACUAUAAACAUCAGUCAAUUAAUAUAAUUUUUUCCUGGAUGUCUCUCACCUAGAGAGUUUGUAACAUUUUGCAAAUGAGUAAGUUCCACUACUAUCAAAGUGUUUUCCCUCUCAGUAAUUCAUAUUGAAUGUACUCAUAAUCACAAGGAUUAUGUAGAGUAUUUAACAAAAAACAAAAGAGAGAUAAUGUACUAAGCCAGAAAUAUGAAUAGUACCAGGUUGGGUUACUGGCUUAACAAACUGUAAUUUUGAGAGAAAGCCUCUCUGGAAUUUGCUGUCUGCAAGGAUCCUUCCUUCUAGCCAUUUUUCUCUUUCAUCUAAGAUCAAACGUACUUGCAAAUAAAUUACAAUUUUCUUAAAGUCCAGUGACAUCAAAAUAUUUUAAAGAUAUUAUAUUAAAUAUAUUAUACAUAAAUAUUUUCAAGAAAUUUCCUGUUUAUUUAAUGAGGGGAAAAACAUGAACUAUUUUUAAAAUAAGAUGUGAAAAGAAUACAAAUCAGUGUUUGGAAUACAGAAAAUGCUCAAUUAAGUUUUCCUUGAACUCUUCUUUGCAAUUCUUCACAAACAUACAACCUUUUUAUUCAAUUAAUUCACAUACUAUAAACUGAAGUAUUUAUUGAUUGGAGAAUCCAUUGAACAUAUGAACACCAAUCAACACCAGUGGUGUUCUAUCAAUAUUGCACACUAUUUUAAAAUAAUUUACAUUUUUGUAUAAUAUUUACCUUAAUUAUAAUAAUCUAAUGUUUUGCUACCAAAAAAUUUUUAGUGAGGCACAUACCUAGUCCCCAUCUAACAAUAAUUAUAUGAUAUAGAAGAAAAUUAGAGUAUUCCUGAUUUCUAAUUGAAAAAUUAAAGUAUUCCUGAUACAACUAGAUAAUUUGAGAAUUUUUAAAUAAACAUUAAUAAAUGUUUAUGUUUUAAUAUUUGCUUUAAAAAUAUUUUGGUGGAAUUUUAAAAGUUUCUUCAAUAUUUGGCCAUCCUUUGGAAGUGUUCUUAUUGUAAAACUGGUUCCUGUGCCACUUGACCAACAAUCACUAGGGGUGUUUAGUAAGAGCACUGACUCCUGGACUGUAAUCACAAAAUUCAAAUAUUUUUAAAUGAACCUGAAAAAAAAUGUUUUAAAUACAUUUCCUGAGUUACUCUACUCCAUAUAUUUUAAAUUAUCCUAAGUCAUCAAUUCUAAAACAAAAUAUGUCUUUGAUACCUCUGGAUCAGUACAAAAGAAGUAAUUUGAUACACUCAAAUUCUCAUUCUCUGGUCUAAAAUCUGUGUCUCCCCAUGUAGUGCUGAAAGAUAUAAGAUAAUCAUAGCUACCCUAUUAAAUGGAAACUAGAUUCACUCAAUUGAUACAAGUUUCCACUUUUCUUGAGUCUGCCUAGAAGAUUCCUGUGAAGUCCUGUGAAGACAUGUUUCCCUGCUUUAAGAUCCAAGGCAUUCUCUGUGCUUAUCUAUUUUGAGAAAUAGUUAAGAAACUAUUAACUAGUUUCUUAAUUGGCACCAAGUUAUUUAUCACCUCUAGAACUUCUUUCUUGUUUUGAGUGGCUCAUGGGUAAUAUUUGUCGAGCAUGGGUGCUUAUCAGAAUCUCCUGAGACUGAAAAAUUUGGUUGCUCAGAGACUUCUUCCAAAAACUGGUCCUAUUUAAAAAAAUAAUAGAGGCGAGCAGCUAAGAAGGCUCCAUGGGUAAUAACUCCUCCUCUAGGAGUCACCAGUCUGCACAAAACACAGCAUACAAUUCUCAGCCUACAGGAAUUAUUAGAAAAAGAAAAGAAUACAUAUUCCUUGAAAAAUAUUUCUUAUACUCUUUUUAGGUUCUAACUGCAUGUUUGCAUUUUGAAUGUGAAAUAUUGAAUUAUACAAUUAUUAGUAUCCUUACACCUAUAAAAUCUGAACCUUCUGUUAUCUUCUAAUCAUUAAUAUGUGUUAAAAAUAACCUUUUUCUGAGUCUCUAGGUCCUUAUUUGAUAAAUGGAAAUGGUUACAGUUGAGAUGUAACAAUGAGUUGUGUAACAUGAAUUUUCAAUGACCACACCUUUAAUAUUGAAUCUCAGUUCUGCCACUGAUUACUAUAUGCAAGUUAUUAAAUGUCUCAGUCUCAGACUUUGUAAUGUGAAUCACAGGUGUUAUAGCCCUGUCUUUUUUUUGUGAGGACAAAUAAAGUGGCAUUGAAGUUACCAGAUUAUAUAUUAAAUACAUAUAAUUUAUUAUUGUAAAAAGCAUUUGGAAUGAUAUGAAACUUUGCACAAUUUUAAUAAUAGCAUUCUGAAAAUUUUUAGUAACAUUAUCAUUGCAAAUUUAAAUACACCAAAGAAAGUCUUUGGGAGAAGAGAAAACUAUUGCAUAACUGGGUGCAUCCAAAUCCUUGGUGAUUACUAAGCAUGAAUGGACUGUGGGAAACUGGCAGUGGUAGUGCCUGGGAAUUAUUUGCCAUAUGAAGCACAAAUACCAUUUCCUAAAAUAAUUAGAAUCCAGGGAAGCUUAAUUUUCAUUCACUGUUAUGAGCGAUCAGCAAUUCCAUUGGUAUAGUUCAAAUCAAAGGAAAAAGUAAUAAGGUGAUUCUCAGAUUCUCUUGAAAACAAAAAGGUCUAGAAAUAUUCAACUACUUGAAAAUAUUCAACUGCUUAACUAAAUCCACUUCUUCAGUUGAUCCACUACUCUAGUUUAUCCAGGGUUAAUAAUACAAAUUAGAAAAGAUAAUCAAGUUACUAUCUACUUUCCCUAAAGUUAAAUUUAUACUAAUAUAACUUUAAAAUAUUAGGAUAUAUACUUUUCAAUGACAGUGCAUAAAUUUAGUAAAUGAAUAUAUUUGUUUAUGGUGCUAUUUUUUUUUAAAAAAUUCUUAGCCAGACUGUGACUAAAAUUACUCUAAGUAUUAACUUUAUAGUAGAUUUUUGACAUAAAUAAUCACAUAUGUCUGCAUGCACAAAUUCUAAAUUAUGUUAUGAUAAAACAAAUAAAAGCAGAUAAGGCAAAAUUUAUUUUAGAUGUGAAAAGAUUAUAUUAAAAAUAUUAUUAUUAUGCAUUUUCUAAUCCUACCACUUUAAAGAACAUUAGAAAUGUUUUUUUUUUCAGAUAAGUCAUAGGAAACAUUCAGAUACUAAAGAAUUUUCCUAAGUUUUUUGGUAAUCAAAUUGUUGAACUAGAUAGAUAUAGAUAUAGAUAUAUAUCUAUAUAUAUAAAAUAUUUUUAGUAAAAGCUAGUAGCACAAAUGUUUUUUCCCGCAAAAGAUAAAUAAAAUCUAUCUGAAAAAUUAAGAUUUCUAUAGGAGGUAGCCCAACUGUAGUAACUAUAUACGACUAUACUCCAUUUUGAUUAAUGAGGGUACAAAAGACAGAAAAGUAGCAUAGCCAGAAAUGAUACCUAAACUAAAUUAAUAACCCAACAGUAUUCAUUAUUGAAGAAAUCUGUGCCCAAAUUACAACAGUGAAUCCUCAGUGUCAGGUUAGCCUCAGUAGAUAACUUUAGUCCCCUGGAUGAAAGGAUUCUGAGGAAGGCACUUUUGUCCAAGAUAAGGUUGCUAGAAUCAAGAACUAACUCUCUUGGGUAGGAUUUUGCCUCCAGAGAUUGCAAUGAUAUCAGGUCUUUUACAUACUGGAUCUCUUCUUUGAGUCCCAUGAACAAAUCCAAACUAUCUAGUUGGCUGUGUAAAACUGUGAGCAGUCCACUUUUCAACUAACAGAUGACUUAUUCUGAGUAUUGAAAACAUUCUUUUUAAACAAUUCAAAUGAAAGAACAGUCAUAUCACGACAGGAAAUUUAUUUAGAAAUUAAAGAAAAACAAAAUUUUUCAGUUUGUAGAUGACCUACAUUCAAAUAAUUGAGAUUUCUUGACUUGGAAGAUUAAUAGACUUUGCGGCAUUGAAAUAUUAAAAAAGUAGUGAUGGCAAUGACAUCUUUUGCCCUCAAAAAUGUAAUUCUCUAGAGUGUGAUGGUAGCAUUCCAAAAAAUUAUUUAUCAUCUUUUUUCCCCCUCUUAUUUUUUGCUACAUUUUAAGUUUUGCUAUAGCUAGGAGUCAGGGUUAGUGGAUUUACUUAAGUACAUCAAAAAAUAAAGCUUUUUUAUAUAACAAGUCAUGUAAAAUAGAUCAGUAGGCAAAAAUGUUUGGCAAAGGCAAUUCAAUGAGCUAGUUAAAUUAUUUUAGUGAAUUAUUAAGAUUUGUCACCUCUAUUGAAAAUAUGGUUUGUUCAAAAUUCAAUCAAAAUGUGUGUAACAAGUUUUUCAAGGAUGAAAUUGAUGAGUUAAAAUAUAAUCAAAAUGUUCAUUCAAAUCCAUAAAGCUUUAGAAAUGAGGAAAGUGGCAAAGAGUAACAAAAAAACUCUUGCAUGCACACUGCAUUAUAUGCCAUGAACACCUCUGGGCUGCAGAUUUCUCAUCUAUCAACCUGGUGUUGUUGGACUUUACGCUAAAAUCACAGAACUAGCAUAAUUGUUCAUGGGACUUUCUGUUUUAAUUAGCCAGGCUUAGAGCAUGCACUUCCAUAUCUUCAGAAAUUGUCCUUUUCUUCCUUUCAUUCUGCCAUGGCCCUAUCCUGGGAAGCAUAAGAAAAGGAAGGUAGCAGCUAAAAGGUGUAUGUGGAAGGGGUGAAUUCCCUUCAGAAUUCUAUUAUAAAUGAUUUUUAAAGAAGAAAGCUACUCUGGAAUUUUGUAAAAAAGCAGUGUAACCUCUACAUGCCUGGUAUUUCCUUAAGAAGAAAUACAGAAACCCAUUCAUGCCUGUGCCCUUUUGUGUAAUUAAAGUGUAACUGAACAAAAUGAUAUUGAGUCAAGAAAAGAAGAUCAAAACUAUCUUGCUGAAACAGAUUGUGCCAAUUUUUUAAUUGUUAGGGUCAGCAAUAUAUAUAUAUAUGUGUGUGUGUGUAUAUAUGUGUAUAUAUACACACACAUGUAUGUGUGUAUACACAUACUUAUAUAUACAUAUAUACUAUUUGGUUGGUAAUUGUAUUUUUUAUCAAUGUAAUGUGAAUUUUGCACUUACGUACUGUCAUAUUUAAGGAAACUCUUAAAAACACUCUGAAACUUAAAUGCCAAAUGUACAGUUUUUAGGUUCAUGUUAUUUCUGAUAAGAACUUAAUUGCAUUGUGCUAAUAGUUGUUUAAAGCUAUUAACUUUCAGCAUUGUACUAUAGUAAUACAGAUAUGUAUGGUUGUUGUAAGCACACUAAUCAUCUGAAAUUUUAUAGAAAAAUAUCAUACAUUGUUCAGAAAUCACUUUUCUACUUAUUUUUUGUAGAGUAUUUUUCCACACUUGAAAAAACAUGAUUAUUUUAUAUCAAACAUCAACCUUUCUUUAAACUUUUAUUUUACUAGUGAGUCCAUGUUUGAAGUAGAUAUGUUAGAAAUUAUAUAAAGAUAUUAAGGUUGUGUAUUAAAUUAGGUGAAAAAAAUGCAUGCCAUUGGUGAAUCAUGCAACUUUGGGGGGAUUAAUAGUGCCAAAUAAAAAUUAAGCUUUGUCUAAAUUCAUGUGCAUGAUUCAUAUCCUUUCAAGAGUCCUUUUUAAAUUUAGAAGAGUGAAAAUGUUUUAAUUAGUGCUAAUGAGCCAAUAGACAAUGCACUUUUACUUAUUUCUCUUUUUUCUAACCUCGAAACAUACUGUUGUCUAUUUUUGUCCCCAAAUUUCCUCUUGGAACUUAUUAUUGGUAAUAAAAUUCAACAAGUAAAGUAAACAAUGUAAUUUUCUCUACAGUAUCUUAUUAUUACAAAGCAUGAUGAUGUUAAAGUAUCAUCUUGAUCCAUUCCAUACUGAAAACAUAACAUUUUGGCAGUUCCUCCUACAAAAAUGGAAUGUCUAUUUUCACACUGCCUAAAUCAACCACUGCCUGGGAGGAAGGGGGAAAUAACACUUGAGACCAAGUUUGGACAAAAAUAAAUUAGAUAAUAAUUGAGAAAAUACAGACAGUGUAACAGUCAACGUAAUUAGUAUACGGGAACAAAAGUAAAUCAGUGUGUUUGUUAGUGAUCUGGGUAAUUAUGAAAAGUAUAUAGAAAACAUAAAUUAUGGUUGCAGAAAGCAAGUAUUUAUCUACUAAUAAUUUGCAAUCACUUAUGGGAACAGAAAUUACUCUAUUCAGUAAUGUUUUGUUUAUGUUUGUGUAUGUGUGUGUUCUUUUUUUAAAAAAUACACCUGUACUUUUGAAAGGGCUUCAGUCUAAACAGAAAACAUGUGUAGAUAACAAUCAUGCCCCUGUAACAUUAGUCUUUAAAAUAUAAUAAGGCUAGAUCAUAGCAUUAGUGUUUUCAAAACACCAAUAAAUACUUGCAAUAUUGAAAAACAAUUUUACUGCUAUGCCAUUAAAACAGUGAAGAUUUAUUUAUAAAAUUGUUUAUUUAUAGAUAUUUUGCUUCAUUUAAGUUCCAUUUUAAUAGCUUCAGUAAAUUUAAUAUAAUGGUUAGAAAAGUUGUCUCUAGCUACCAUUCCAAGUGAACAGCAUGCGACUGAGUCUUUCUGCAUCCAUGAAGAAAAUAUGAAUCCAGACAAUGAAUAG